AUGUCAAAACCAAGAACUUUAGAAAGAGAAGAACCAAAUUAUUUUGGUGCAGGUCCAGCUUUAUUACCAACUGAUGUUUUAACCCAAGCUGCUUAUGAUUUAUUAUCUUAUGAUAACGAUACCAUCGGAAUUGGAGAGAUUUCACAUCGUUCAAAACCUGCAUCAGCUGUUAUCAAUGAUACAAAACAAAACUUACGUACUUUAUUGGAUAUACCUGAUAAUUAUGAAGUAUUUUUCUUACAAGGUGGAGGUACCACUGCAUUUUCAGUUGUUCCAUAUAAUUUAAUUGCCAAUUAUGCUAAAAGAACUGGUAAGAAGGGAAGAGCUGCUUAUGCAGUUACAGGUACCUGGUCAUCAAAAGCGGUAGAGGAAGCCAAUAGAUUAGGUUUUGAAGCUGACACUGUUGUAAACACAAAGAAAAUAAAUUAUGGAGAUAUACCACCAUAUUCUGAAUGGGAUCCAAUAAAGGAAGAUACUGCUUAUUUGUGGAUCUGUGAUAAUGAAACCGUUAACGGUAAUGAAUUCUUUGGUACUCCAAGUGAGGACUAUUUGCCGAAGGGAGUUGAAUUGGUUGCAGAUAUGUCAUCAAAUAUUUUGUCAAAGAAAAUAGAUGUUAGUAAAUACGGUCUUAUAAUGGCAGGUGCUCAAAAAAAUAUUGGUAUUGCAGGUUUAACUAUAUAUAUUAUACGAAAAGAUUUAUUAGAUCAAGCUUCAGAUGAACAAUUAAGAAAAUUAGAUAUAGCGUUAUGUCCAAUUGCUUUUGAUUUCCCAACAGUUGUUAAAAACAACUCAGCAUACAAUACUAUCCCAUUGUUUACAUGUCAAAUUUUAAAAUUGGUAACUGAGAAACUCAUAAAAGAAAAAGGAAUAGACGAAAUUGAAAAAACUAACAUCAAAAAAGCAAAAUUGUUAUAUGACACAUUAGAUAAAUAUGCUGAUUUUUAUAAAUUACCAGUUACAAAUCCAAAAGUAAGAUCAAAUAUGAAUGUUGUAUUCAAAACCCCAUCUGAGGAAUUAGAUGCUAAGUUUGUAAAAGAAGCAGAUGCUGCUAAUUUGAAAGGUUUGAAAGGUCAUAGAUCAACUGGUGGAAUAAGAGCUUCAAUUUAUAAUGCUGUUUCUUAUGCUAGUGUUGAAAAAUUAGUAAAAUUUGUUGAAGAAUUUGCUAAAAAUAAUUCAUAA
Messenger RNA from Lodderomyces jiufengensis, 1179 nucleotides. It is a transcript of the gene SER1, whose product is annotated as O-phospho-L-serine:2-oxoglutarate transaminase. The record is from RefSeq and is a predicted model, not a curated record. NCBI's taxonomy places the organism in Eukaryota, Fungi, Ascomycota, Pichiomycetes, Serinales, Debaryomycetaceae. Bases 1 to 1179 code for a protein of 392 amino acids. The transcript has a single exon. Gene Ontology annotation, biological process: L-serine biosynthetic process. Gene Ontology annotation, cellular component: cytoplasm. Gene Ontology annotation, molecular function: O-phospho-L-serine:2-oxoglutarate transaminase activity; pyridoxal phosphate binding.